Molecule: messenger RNA, 5212 nt
Organism: Cyprinus carpio (common carp)
Lineage: Eukaryota; Metazoa; Chordata; Actinopteri; Cypriniformes; Cyprinidae
Product: B-cell lymphoma/leukemia 11B-like
Biological process (GO): positive regulation of transcription by RNA polymerase II
Cellular component (GO): nucleus
Molecular function (GO): DNA-binding transcription factor activity; RNA polymerase II cis-regulatory region sequence-specific DNA binding
Source: RefSeq, a predicted model, not a curated record
ACCCUCUGUACCCAAUCUGCCGCCACUAGUCGCCCCCAGCGCCACACGUCACAUCAUGUCCGUACUUGAACUUGAAUCCCAUUCCAUUCUUCAGAGGCAACCCCUGCCACACACACACACACACACACACACGCGCCGGGUCCUCCCUGUGAGCGGCGUGAAUGCGAGACGUAAUUGCUCGGGUCCUGAUUGAUCUGGAGAGGAGGUGUUGUCUUCAGAGGUUCAGCCAUUCUGCACUCUGAUGCCAAGCGCACAUGGAGGACAGUGCCAAAGACUUCUCUCACCUGGCGAGCCCGCCGUCCACGGAUCUUGGAUUUCCUUUAUAGCAGGACAACAACUGUCUUUAUGUUUUAGGGAUUUUUAAAGAAAUAAUAUUUGAAUUUUGAGACAGGGUUUUGGCGUUACUAUCUCAGGUUAAGUGGCACUUAGUUAAUGCCUCACGACAGUCGGAUACAAUUUAAUCUGUUCACAGAGCACAAGUGCUAGUUUGUGCCGUGAUAACGACUAGACUAUCCCGCGAGCGAGCGCAGUGGAACAGUACCCGGGCUGUGGAGGAAAGUUUGGAGAGGUCCUCUGGAGCGCACACAUUUAGUCCGAGUGUCCGUGAGAUGCUGCUGUAAAUGCGGGGCGAUGUCCCGACGGAAGCAAGGCAACCCACAGCAUCUGUCCCUCACACAGAGGGAGAAUCUACCGACAGAUCAUGAUGCAGGGGUGGAUCAGUGCCCAUCGGAGGGCUCCAUAGCCAUCCCUGUGGGCGGAGCCGGAGAGAGUGACCUGCUGACCUGCGGUCAAUGUCAAACUAACUUCCCCCUGGGAGAUAUUCUAGUGUUUAUCGAGCACAAAAGGAGACUGUGCCCCGGAUCUAGCUCAUGUUUCGACAAACCGACUGACUGCGGCGGCUCCCCGUCCCCCAGACCACCACGGGCAGAAGACUGCCGGAGGUCUGGACCGGUGGAGGUUGGGAUCCAGGUCACUCCAAGAGAGGAGGAAAAACGACUGACGCCCGCCAGAGGAAUCUGCCCCAUGCAAGAGGGCGUCCCAACUGGAAAAGAUGAGCCCUCCAGUUACAUCUGCACCACUUGUAAGCAACCCUUUACCAGCGCAUGGUUUCUGCUGCAGCAUGCACAGAACACCCAUGGGAUUCGCAUCUACCUGGACACCCACCCUACUAGCUGCUCGCUUACCCCUCGCAUGGCCCUUCCUCCACCACUGGGGGCUGAUGCCCUACCCCGUUCCCCUCUAGCCAGCUUUCUGGGUGAUGGCAGCAACCCUUUCCAACUGUUGCGUAUGGGUGCCCCACUGCUACGAGAUCCUCCACCACCUGGAUACAUUGAAACCCGCUUGCCAUCUACCCCGCCCUUCAUAAGCCCUCCACCACCCCGCCAUCCUCUCGAACGUCUUGGCCCUGAGGAGAUGGGUCUCCUGUCCCAGCAUCCAAGUGCUUUUGAGCGUGUGAUGCGGCUGACACCCAUGGGCAUUGAACCAUCCAUGGGCUUCUCUCAGCGCCUUCGUGAACUGGCGGGCAGCAACAAUAAUGGUGGUCCAACUCCCCCUCUUUCACCUAACCGUGUGCCCCCCAUGCAUCGGCUUCUCAGCCCCACUCUCUUCCAGCAUGGUUCCAAACCUCUACCUUUUCUAACCACACCCUCACAGCCACCAUCAGUUCCAUCCAGAGGCAAUUCCUCAUCACCUCUAAAUCAAGUUGGCAAAGCCAAGUCCUGUGAGUUUUGUGGCAAGACUUUCAAGUUCCAAAGCAACUUGAUUGUGCACAGACGUAGCCACACUGGUGAAAGACCCUAUAAGUGUCAUCUCUGUGACCAUGCAUGUUCACAGGCCAGCAAGCUAAAGCGCCAUAUGAAGACACACAUGCACAAAUCAGGCUCCAUGGGGAGUUCACCUGAGCAGGGAGGGCAAGACUCAGCUGGAGAGGGGCUUAAGAACAGUGAGGACAAUGGCAUGAGGGAGGGAUUGGAUAAUGAGGAGGAAGAAGAAGAAGAGGAGGAAGAGGAGGAGGAGGAGGAGGAAGAAGAGGAACCACAGCAAAACGGGAGCAGGCCUGAGUCCAACCUGAGUAUGGACUCGGAGUUGAGCAGAAACAGAGAGAAUGGCCCAAGACCUUCCCCAGAGGAGAAACCAAUGGCCACUGACAGAGUUACAGAAAGCCAAUACAACAACCUUGACAAUCAUUUGAGACUGCAACCGAGCAGCAGGGCAUGUGAGGAGAUACACACAGAUUCAGCAUCCAGGGAAACUGACAGAGACAGGGGGCGUAUGGUGAAUGGCAGAGGCUGCAGCCCGGAGGAUCCCAUCUCAGCGUUGUUCCAACGGAAGCCAAUGCCUUUUUCCAGCUCCAGCCUCACUGGGUCUUCCGCCAAGAGGAUCAAGGUAGAGAAGGAUGUGGAUCUGCCACAGGUGCCCGUCAUAUCCCCUGAAAAUGUGUAUUCUCAGUUGCUUGCUGGUUAUGCUGCAUCCCGCCACUUCAUAAGGGAGCCUUUCCUGGGCUUUAAUGACUCCAGGCAGUCACCUUUCGGCACUUCUUCCGAGCACUCCUCAUCCGAGACAGGCAGCCUGCGUUUCUCCACCCCUCCAGGGGAAAUUCUGGAAGGCAGUGGGAUGUCGGGGCGAAGUGGCAGCAGUACACCUCACCUCCAUCUGCGGGGUCCUGGGCCAGGGAGACCGCCCAGCUCCAAGGAGAGUCGACGGAGUGACACCUGUGAGUACUGUGGUAAGGUGUUCAAGAACUGCAGUAAUCUGACCGUGCAUCGGCGCAGCCACACAGGUGAGAGGCCUUACAAGUGUGACCUGUGCAGCUAUGCUUGUGCCCAGAGCAGCAAGCUUACCCGGCACAUGAAGACCCAUGGGCUGUUUGGUAAAGAGGUGUAUCGCUGUGAUAUUUGCCAUAUGCCCUUUAGCGUGUACAGCACCUUGGAAAAACACAUGAAGAAGUGGCAUGGAGAGCAUUUGCUGACCAAUGAGGUCAAACUUGAGCAGGCUGACAGAGCUUGAGACCACUUACCAAUGCACUGCAUUAUGGGUUUAGCUGGAUAGUCUUUUUCUUGACUAUAUAUUUUUUUGGAGUGAUUUUAAUUUUAUUUUUUCUUUGUAGUGAAAAUGAACUGCCACCUGAGAAACAAGAACACAGGGAAAUGCUAGUCUGUGGUUCUAAAACCCUUCUUGCAUAUCCCAGCACCUAACAGAGGAGUAGUCCAUUAGGAAUUCAUGGAGCCUUUCAACUGUGCAAUAAUUUCUGUAUUUAUUGGAUUAUUUGUAAUGAUACAUGGCAUGUACAGGUACAUAAUCGAUGGGUUUCUAAUGCAUUCAGUUCCUGAAAUUAUAUUUCUACACCCCAUCUUAUGAUAUGACAAAUACUGAGAUUUUGGCAUUCAGCCAGUUUUGUGUUAUAAACUAGUUUCCUCAAAGGCAACAAAUGGGUAAUUUCUAAAGAAGAGGUCAACUUCUAAAAAUCUGAGAAUUUUUUCAUGUUAUUGUUGCUGUCGAUGGCCCCACUCAUCAUGGGUUAUAUUCAGUAGACAUAUGUAAAGCACUGAAUGUCACUUUGACAAUAAAAUAUUAAACAAUUUGAAGGGGCAAAAAACCCAGGGAUGUUUUAAGGCAGCUGAAAGGCAGUUUGACUGCAUCUGAAUGAUUUUCUGUUGACGACCUUUGAAAUAAAUGAGAUGAAAUGAAAUGAAAGUUUAUCAACCAUGACAUUUAUGAGAAUGUUAACAUGCAAAUGACAACAAAAAUGACUAUAUUUCCUCUACAUUAUUAUUAUGGUUCCCGUAUAUAAACAGUGUUGAGCCCACUAGUGUUGCAUUUCUAAGAGAUAUAUAUAAUUUAUUUUAUUUUUUUCAAAAGCCCUUUUUUAAUUUUUUUUAAUAGCCCGGAUUUUAUUUCUAAAGAUCAAAAUCUUUACAUUCACUCAAACUGACAUCCAUGCCAUUUAUUUCAACAUCAUCUAUCCCUUAAUUAUGUUUAAAUGCUUUCCAAACCUUGUACAAGGUCAAAUCCUUUCAUAUGUUAAUGGUAUUACAAAAUGAUUACUGUGCAGUCUUGAAUAAUUCAGCCUGGAUUCAGAUGUUAAGGCAAGCCAUAAACUUAUUACAUGUUAAAAUGUUAUCAUAGUCUCAUAUGAUAACCUCAUUACUCACUGUUUUCUAUCUGCGUAUUCACAAUUUACAACAUCCUGCCAUUUAUGUUCAUGGCUUUUUACAGUUUACAUUUGAUUUUUGACUUGAAUAGAAAGUUGAAUUAAAGCUACGGCUGCACAUGUUGCCCGCUCGAAAUCAGUCAGAUGGUGUCAGAUACUCAGCAAACUGGCAAACCUCUCUUUGCGUAAAUGACAGGAAGUGGCAAUAACUUGAAAGAAAAUCAAGAGGAAAUGUGUUGUAGUCAAGAAAGCAUGUCAAAUUGAAGUAUGGCUUUCGGAGACAGACAUAACCAGACAACACAGAUGUGCCUCAAAUUAAUAUUCAGCCUUUAUUUUCUGAUGUUAUUCAAAUUUUUGCUAUACAGCGGACUAAAGCAAUCCAUGAACAAACUAACUUAACCAGUAUCAUUCAAAUUCAUUAAGAGGAAUCAAAUCAAAUAAAGUCAUAAGGAUGACUGUUCAUUUAUUUGAGAAAUGUAAAAUGUGCUUCAUUGUUAAGGGGAUGUCUUAACACACAGAUUUGUUUGAGAAAUUACUAAGUCAUUUCUUUACUGAGGUUUUUUUUUUUUUUUUUUUUUUUAGAUGGAAUAGAGAAUUAUUGACAGUGGAGGUAAAACAAAUAAUUGGAACAAAAAAAAAUAACUAUGACACUGUCUUUAAAUUAUGUUUACAGUGUUGAAGUAUAAGGAUACUGAGCUCUUCUGUAUAUGUGUUUUAAAUGAGACAAAUGUUUUGCCCUCUGUUUUUCUACAAUAUUGAAUAUCAUAGCAGGGUUUUCUCCUUUUUCCCUUUGUUUCUUUCCCUCCCUUCCUUUUUUGGUGCAGGUAUUUCCGUAAAUUUCUAUGGAUAUAUGCGCGUGUAUGUUUUGUUCAUUGUUAAAUUCUCAAUGUAUUUGUAAUUUCAGUGGCAUUUUAUGAAAUGAUGCAAAAAAUCUUUAUAUUUUGCAGUCCAUUAUGAAAUUGUGAGUCUAUUCAAAUGUUUUGUCACUAUAUCUGUUCAUAAUUUUGGUAAUUCCAUCCACAGCAGGAUGUAAAAAAAAAUAAAAAUAAAACUGAAAACAAA